This is a messenger RNA of Tribolium madens (black flour beetle), 2896 nucleotides long. It is a transcript of the gene LIMK1, whose product is annotated as LIM domain kinase 1. Lineage: Eukaryota; Metazoa; Arthropoda; Insecta; Coleoptera; Tenebrionidae. The transcript has 8 exons. Gene Ontology annotation, biological process: protein phosphorylation; actin cytoskeleton organization. The record is from RefSeq and is a predicted model, not a curated record. Gene Ontology annotation, cellular component: cytoplasm; nucleus. The coding region runs from base 160 to 2688 and encodes 842 amino acids. Gene Ontology annotation, molecular function: ATP binding; protein serine/threonine kinase activity; protein binding.
UUUGUUGCGCCACUGUGUACGUUUUAGUCAAUUUUCAUUCAAGUUUCCCCCCCGACUUUCACUUUUCCUCUCCAACCUUGACGUUUCGUGUAGUGUAAACGCGACUUUAGCAGUCGCCAUGAUGGAAACUUUUUAACUGUCAACAUUCCUAAUCAAAACAUGCAACAACAGCCCCAAAACGAUGGGGGCCCUGAUAAUGUCUGCGCCGGUUGUCUCAACGUGCUGGACGAAGAGGACGUCAUCAGUGCCCUCAAUCAGGAGUGGCAUGUGGAGUGUUUCCGUUGUUCGGCAUGUGACGCGUCCUUGUCCAAUUGGUACUUUGAAAAAGACGGUCUUUUGUUUUGCAAGGAUGACUAUUGGUCCCGCUAUGGGGAGUCAUGUCAACAGUGUGGUCAAAUAAUCACAGGGCCCGUUAUGGUGGCCGGGGAGCACAAAUUCCACCCCGAAUGCUUUUGUUGUGUCUCAUGUGGGGCUUUCAUCGGCGAUGGGGACUCCUACGCCCUCGUCGAACGCUCAAAACUCUACUGCGGACAAUGCUACAAGAGACAGAUGCAACCGCUCAAACGCAACACUAAAUGUCCAUUUAUCCGAAAACCACACUCAAUUAGAUUAGUGGAAAUUCCCGGGGGACAAAAAGGAAUCAAACUAUCCAAGGAUUCACGAAAUAAAUGCUUGAUUUCAGAGAAAAUACGGGGAAAAUUGAUUCGACUAGCUUUGGCUUUAAUAACAAAUGCAAUUAACACAUGUUGCUUGAUUUUGCCACAUAGACUUGACAUGAACGACGACUUGAUGUCGCUCCAUAUUGGUGAUAAAAUUCUCGAAAUAAAUGGAACACCAGUCAAGGACACUGCCAUUGACACUGUUGAAAAUCUCCUAAAAUACUCGGAUACAGUCUUGCAACUAACCAUAGAACACGAUCCUGACACUAAAACACUCACAACCACGUCCAGUGAUACCAACAUUCCAGUAACAAAAGUCACCAAACCUGAACCAAAUCUAGGCGAUUCAAUUAGUGACAUUUGUCCGGACGUUAGCAAACCUGUAAACAAAGAACGUUUAUUUAAACGACGUGAUGAAGGUUACAUGAGUGGGACACGAUCUAGACAGCUGCGACGUAAAAAUCACUUAUCUGACAUUCGCCAACUUGAUAAAGAACGUAGUUCGUCAAUGAGUCGACUACUAGAUGAGACACCAAACUCAAAACGUUUAGAAUUAUCCAGAGCCUACUCAUUUCUUGAAUCACGACCCCCACAACGUGUUUUUCGUGCCUCUGACCUUGUCAAAGGUGAACUUUUAGGUCAAGGUUUCUUCGGUCAGGUGUUUAAGGUUACGACACGUGACACCGCCGAAGUUAUGGUCCUCAAAGAACUAUACCGUGUGGAUGAGGAAGCACAAAAGAAUUUCCUCAAAGAAGUUGCAGUUUUGAGGAGUUUACAUCAUAAUAAUGUUUUGCGUUUUAUCGGUGUUUUGUAUAAAGAGCGAAGACUUCAUUUGGUCACUGAGUAUAUAUCGGGGGGUACUUUAACGGAAUUGAUACAUGAUACGUCUCAACCACUUCCCUGGGAGCAAAGAGUGUCUUUUGCGAAGGAUAUAGCAGCAGGGAUGGCUUAUUUGCAUUCAAUGAAUAUCAUUCAUAGGGAUUUGAAUUCGCAUAAUUGUUUGGUGAGGGAGGAUAAGACUGUGAUUGUAGCGGAUUUCGGAUUGGCGAGAAUUGUGUCACAUACGACGAAUAGUGCGACGAGGAUGUCCCCCAAAAGACAGGAGAGGAAAAAGAGAUAUACGGUAGUGGGGAAUCCCUAUUGGAUGGCUCCCGAGAUGAUGAAAGGGAAUAAAUACGACGAAAAAGUGGAUAUCUUUAGUUUCGGGAUUAUACUAUGCGAGAUUAUUGGGCGUGUCUUGGCCGACCCUGAUUUCCUCCCUCGUUCCAACGAUUUUGGUCUUAAUCAAAUGACCUUCAAAGAGAAAUUCUGUGGUUCUUGUCCUGAAGCCUUCUACAAAAUUGCAUUCUUAUGCACUGAUCUCAAUCCUGAUAAACGGCCGCCAUUUGAGGUUAUGGAAGUUUGGUUAGAAAGUCUUUCUAUGCAUUUAUCAGUGGGAAUGCCACUCCCACCUGAUUUACUCUUCGAUAUUCAACAUUAUAGAGGCAUAAGUCCGAGUUCGUCGGGGAGUAACACCCCUGAUAGCAUUUCGGGACACCGAAGUCCGGCCCUGGAGCCGAUCAAAGAGGGCAAAAUGGCCGAAAAACCGAAAGUCGAAAGUGUCGAAUUUCCAAAUUAUGAGAACGUCGAGUUUGUAAAAAGUGACAAGGCUGCCAACUUGAAAUUGGGGACGAAUUUGAGUCUUCAGAGUAUCAGUUUGAAUACGAUGUGCCCCUCCCGAGUGACCCAAAAAUUCGUUAAUAAUUCUAUAGUACAAAAGAAAAGUAUCCCAGAUGUGGUCUCGUCCACAUUGACCAAAAACCCCGAUUAUAAUAAUUUGUGUUCGUCCCGGAGGCGUUAUAUGAGGGUUUCGGGGACUCCUUUGAUGUCUCGACGCAAGCCUUGCGAGUCUGAAAGUGGGGCUUCCGUUGUGCGGACCAUUAUCGAUAAUUUUAAUAAGAAAGAGUUGGACAGGGGGGCUUACGGCAGGUGCUCGUUGAGAGUAACCGGGGGGCGCAGUGACAGCCCCGACGAGUACACACCGUUGUAAUUAUAGUAAUUAACAGUGCUUUAAACGUUCCAAUGCUCAUGUAAUCCGACAAAAUUACUAAUUAUUCUGUGAUAAAUCUGUUAAGUAUUAAGAAACGGAACAAUUUAUCGUUUAAUUUAGGUUUUAUGUGAUAUCAUUCACUUAACGUACUUAUCGCCACAUUCCAUGUAUGUAAAUAAAAUGAAAUUACACAAAACUUAUUUAUUAA